Messenger RNA from Trypanosoma brucei brucei TREU927, 495 nucleotides. RefSeq names its product 60S ribosomal protein L23a. Bases 1 to 495 code for a protein of 164 amino acids. The transcript has a single exon. Gene Ontology annotation, molecular function: rRNA binding; structural constituent of ribosome. The record is from RefSeq and is a predicted model, not a curated record. Gene Ontology annotation, biological process: translation; ribosomal large subunit assembly. Gene Ontology annotation, cellular component: ribosome; cytosolic large ribosomal subunit. NCBI's taxonomy places the organism in Eukaryota, Euglenozoa, Kinetoplastea, Trypanosomatida, Trypanosomatidae.
AUGCCCGCUAAAGCUGCUUCUGCUGCUGCUUCGAAGAAGAACAGUGCGCCCAAGAGCGCUGUUUCGAAAAAGGUGGCCAAGAAGGGUGCGCCUGCUGCUGCUGCGAAACCCACGAAAGUGGUGAAGGUAACGAAACGCAAGGCAUACACCCGUCCGCAGUUUCGCCGCCCGCACACGUACCGCAGGCCCGCGACCGUGAAACCCAGCAGCAACGUAAGUGCCAUUAAGAAUAAGUGGGACGCGUUCCGGAUCAUCCGCUACCCCCUCACCACUGACAAGGCGAUGAAGAAGAUUGAGGAGAACAACACCCUAACCUUCAUUGUGGAUUCUCGUGCUAACAAGACUGAGAUCAAGAAGGCGAUCCGCAAAUUGUAUCAGGUUAAGACGGUGAAGGUGAACACACUCAUUCGACCUGACGGCUUGAAGAAGGCCUAUAUUCGCCUGUCUGCGUCAUACGAUGCGCUCGACACGGCAAACAAGAUGGGUCUUGUUUAG